GAAGGGGGAAGCGCCGAGGCUGCCUGACUGGAAUGAGGGUAGCUGCGGCGACUGCGGCGGCGGGAGUGGGGCCGGCCAUGGCGGUGUGGACGCGGGCCACCAAAGCGGGGCUGGUGGAGCUGCUCCUGAGGGAGCGCUGGGUCCGGGUGGUGGCCGAGCUCAGCGGGGAGAGCCUGAGUCUGACGGGCGACGCCGCCGCGGCCGAGCCGGAGCCCACCCUGGGGCCGGCGGCGGGCGCCUUCAACGGCCUCCCGAACGGCGGCGGCGCCGGCGACUCGCUGCCCGGGAGCCCGAGCCGCGGCCUGGGGCCCCCGAGUCCGCCGGCGCCGCCGCGGGGCUCCGCGAGCGAGGCGGGCGCGUCGCCGCCCGUGCGCCGGGUCCGGGUGGUGAAACAGGAGGCGGGCGGCCUGGGCAUCAGCAUCAAGGGCGGCCGCGAGAACCGGAUGCCGAUCCUCAUCUCCAAGAUCUUCCCGGGGCUGGCCGCCGACCAGAGCCGGGCGCUGCGGCUGGGCGACGCCAUCCUGUCGGUGAACGGCACCGACCUGCGCCAGGCCACCCACGACCAGGCCGUGCAGGCGCUGAAGCGCGCGGGCAAGGAGGUGCUGCUGGAGGUCAAGUUCAUCCGAGAAGUAACACCAUAUAUCAAGAAGCCAUCAUUAGUAUCAGAUCUGCCAUGGGAAGGUGCAGCUCCCCAGUCACCAAGCUUUAGUGGGAGUGAGGACUCUGGUUCUCCAAAACACCAGAACAGCACCAAGGACAGGAAGGUCAUCCCUCUCAAAAUGUGCUUUGCUGCUAGAAACCUAAGCAUGCCGGAUCUGGAAAACAGAUUGAUAGAGCUACAUUCUCCUGAUAGCAGGAACACGUUGAUUCUACGCUGCAAGGACACAGCCACAGCACACUCCUGGUUCGUAGCUAUCCACACCAACAUAAUGGCUCUCCUCCCACAGGUGUUGGCUGAACUCAAUGCCAUGCUUGGUGCAACCAGUACAGCUGGAGGCAGCAAAGAGGUCAAGCAUAUUGCCUGGCUGGCAGAACAGGCAAAACUAGAUGGUGGAAGACAGCAAUGGAGACCUGUCCUCAUGGCUGUGACUGAGAAGGACUUGCUGCUCUAUGAUUGUAUGCCGUGGACAAGAGAUGCCUGGGCAUCACCGUGUCAUAGCUACCCUCUUGUUGCUACAAGGUUGGUUCAUUCUGGCUCCGGAUGUCGAUCGCCCUCACUUGGAUCUGACCUUACCUUUGCUACUAGGACAGGCUCCCGGCAGGGCAUUGAGAUGCAUCUCUUCAGGGUGGAGACACACCGAGAUCUGUCGACCUGGACCAGGAUACUUGUUCAGGGCUGCCAUGCUGCUGCUGAGCUGAUCAAGGAAGUCUCUCUAGGCUGCAUGUUAAACGGCCAAGAGGUAAGACUCACUAUCCACUAUGAAAAUGGGUUCACUAUCUCCAGGGAGAACGGAGGCUCCAGCAGCAUGCUGUACCGCUACCCCUUCGAAAGGCUGAAAAUGUCAGCUGAUGACGGCAUCCGAAAUCUGUAUCUGGAUUUUGGUGGUCCCGAGGGAGAACUGACCAUGGACUUGCACUCUUGUCCGAAGCCGAUCGUAUUUGUGUUGCACACGUUCUUGUCAGCCAAAGUCACUCGUAUGGGACUGCUUGUCUGAGCAGCAAAAAAAAAAAAAAAAAAUCAGAAAAGAGCCUUGACUGUCACAAGAAGUAUUUCCAACUCCAAAAACAAAAACAAACAAAAAAAGCACAAAAAGCUCUUUGCUCUCUCCUCCAGCACAGUGCCUUCCCAAGGACCUGCAAAUCACUGCUAAACCAGCCCUGUGUUUAAGGUUGAUCCUACCUUGGCCAGAAAUGCUAGCACUCCAGUACGCUCCAAAAUGAAGCUGUUGAUUCAUUGUCUUGUUUCAUUAUGUGGUUUAUAAGUAAUUAGGUUUAUUUCCCCUGCUAAAAAGGAUGGUUCUUGUGUUUCCCUUUUUAGACAUAACCUAAUAGCCAAGAGUUGUUUUCUUUUUCUUCUUCCUGUAGGAUUUGUUUUGGGCUUAGUCUUGCUCUCUUGUUUAGGACAACUGUCCCUUCCCAGGUGCUAGUUUGCAGCAGCAAGUCGCUCCCUGGUCAUUCCAGGUAGGCCACAUGUCCUGGUGGAGUUUGCUGUCCUCACUAGCUCCUUCCACCUUAGGAAGUCCUUCAGUUGCGUCACCAAAGGGUUCUUCUAUCUGUCCUGGCAGUCACUACAUCCCACCCUGGCCAUCCCCACCUUAUCACAAGCUUUGCCACUCUUAAGCGCUGUCUUAGGACUUAGAACUUGCAAACUUUGGUUGCCUUGCCUUCCACUCCCCUUCUGGUGGGGACCACCUUGAAAAGCCAGUUGGAAACCACUGCUUUGAAAUAAAAGUUUCGCUUGGUUUAGGUUUUUCUGAUUUUUAUCUUUGGUAGGAGCCAGGGAAUAAGAUUUAUUUUAAAAGAAAAUCCUCAUGUUAGGCUAAGCCAUUUUUUAUUGCUUACCAAAUGUGCCUUUGGUUAGGGUUAGUGGAGCUUUAUUCGUCAGCAUCUGAGUAACUGGGUAUCACUGCCGUUCCAGGGAGAUCACCUAUCCUGGUUUUGAGAAAUAGUCUUUGAGGUGGGUUUCCUCAACGGCAUCUUUUCUAGUGGGCAGAUCUCUUUCAGGAAGAUUUUGUUAAGCAUUGCCAGCCAGAUGUCAUCCUGAGGACACAGUAGCAGUAAGAUUGUCGAUUUUGUGGUAUUGGAGACUCACACUCAGUUUGUUUUUCCUAAUUUUGGAAGAGGUAGAUAUCUGACAACAAAAUAGUAUACUAUCUAUGUAAAAUGUCAAGAUUAGUACAGUUCCUGGAUCUGAAAGCAAAGGCAAUAUUGAUUUGGAUGCUUAUGCUCUCUGAAGAAAAGUCUAGGAGAAGCUCUCAUGUACUAGAUCUGUCCAGACUGCCACAGCAGGACGUGAGCACUGGAGGGUGGGGGGUGGCACUCCACAAGGGGCGGGGAGAGAACAGGACACACCAUGUAUGCAAAACAGAAGCCUGUGGCGUCAGUGCAGACUGGCCGGUGGGGUGGGGGACAUGAAAGGACAGACUGGUGAGCAGGGAGAGUGCUGGGUAGACAUUGUGACCUCGUUGUCUUCCCCCGCGAGUCAGUCCUCCUUCCACGUGUGCGGUGAGACCAGCACUAGGCAGAGGCUGGGAGAGAUGCCUAUUCUUGCCCCACCAUCAUCUAACUGAAGUUCCAAAAAUGAAUUAUCUGAUCCACUUAAAACUGGAAUUAACAUCUAGACAACAAGGUCUUUCAAGAGCUUUUUAUGUUUUGAAAAUUCAUAAACCUAAAGAUGGGUUCCAUCUGAGAUAAAUUUUCAAUUCAGGGCAGGAAAGAAAUGUCUUGAAGGUCCAGCUAUGAUUUCUAGAAGCAGAAUUUUAACACAUAGUACCCUCAGACAAGACAUUCGGACCCUCUGCAGUGAAAGCAUUAAUAAUGUGAGAUGUUGAACCACGUGUUCACGGACUUCAGCGACAAAGCCAUUUGGUGGAGGUUUUCUGUGUUAACGUGAAAGGCUGAGUCACUGAGAUUUGCAGGGGAACUUCUGAGCCACCUGCUUAUUAGUUACGUGACGAUCUGUAAAGUUGGUGUGACUACAACGUGAACAGGAGAGGCAGGGCCUGUGUGCACUUCAGCUCGCUUUGCUCAGGCUUGAACUGUCACGGAUAGCACUGAGGUCCGUAGGGUUUAUUAAUAGCAUCUUUUGAGUCGUGAUGUGAAAUGCAAGUAUAUGGGAGAUUUCCUUUGUCCACUAGCUGCCCAAGAGCAAGAGCCCGUAAGCCACUUGUUUUACAUUAACAGCUUUCCAAUCAUGGGUGACAAUUAAGUGUGUUUGUGGGCUUUCCAAACAAUGGGACACCUUGAUAAGUACAUAUUAAAUAUUGUGUAUUUAGAUGCCAAAAUAUGGCAAAUCAUUUUUAACUAAAAAUGGGCAUUUUUAAUAUUUCACCUUUUAUACAACUAGCUAACUUUUCAUUUUGCGUUAGGAAAAUUGUGAGUGUUGUGAGCUUCUGUGUGUAGAAUGGAAAGCAAGCUGCACAUUAGUGUCCCCAGUUCAGAUGGGCCACUUCCUUUGCCCCCCGACACCUGGGGCCUAGACAUCUUCUCCACAUUCCACACAGACACCUGUGAGCAGCCAACUGGUGUGUGACAAGUCCCCCUCCUCUCGCCCUGACACUUCUCUCCUUAUAAAAAGAAAUAGAAAGGAACAAAAGAAAAAGACUAGGUUUUUCUUUUUCUGAAAAAGGCAAGUCCUUUCUUGAAGUCAUCAAAUGAACCUAUCCCGGAAAUUAGUAUCUAAUAUUUUAUAUGAAGAAAUACUUACAUGUAUGUUUAUGCAGUAUUUAUUAGACAGCUAUAACUGUAAACUCACCUACCUAGUAGAUAAGAGUUUCAGGUUCAAUAAUUGGAACAUGUACAGGCAAUCAAAAUGUUACAUUUCCUUCACCUAUUUUAAAGCCAUGUUUUCGCACCUUUUAGGCUAGAAGAAAGUCUAAGUAGUGCCUGUUUUUAUCAUCUGUACUCUCACAAACUUUGUUACUGAAAAUCAUUGCAUGGCAGGAGAGAUUAUUUAUUAUAUUUUUAUAAGUAGAAAAAUAUGAACAACAAAUGGCUAACAUUGUUACUGUUUUCUUAAUUUAUCCUCCUAAGCAGAAUGGUAAAGAUUUUUCCAGCUGAAAAAUGCACUUAGCUGAUAACCCAGAAUUUAUUCUUGGGGGAAAAAAAUUAAGCUGUGUGGAAUCUGGACAAGAUUCUGUUUCUUUCAGAAACAGGUUUUGCUGUAAAUGGUUCUAAUAGAAGAGUGAGAAAAGGUUAUGACAGAUUUUUUUUUUUAGUUUUGUGAGAAACUCCAGGUCUUCUUGCUUAACUUAUAUGCAUGUGGAUAUAUUUGUUUCCAAAGCCAUGGAAGAAUCUCUGUUCAUAUUUUUAAUGCAAAUUACCUUGUAUGCUGCUAUGCAAAUUCUAUUAAAAGCCCUACCUGCUUAGAGUUAGACAUUUUUGAAACUUUCAGGGAAGACCUGUAGACUCGAGCACUUUCUGCUUUUUUGUAUCUUAUCUUGGACACUUAUGCUGAAUUAUGUUCUUGUUUUCACUGGUUAUAAGCUAUUGACUGUACAUAAUAUUUAAACCCUCCAAAUAUCCAGCAUACAUUUCCAUGUGGCUGCCAUCGGCUGCUGAUGCCAUGAAUGAAAUGGCUGCUUAGAAAGCCAAAGGUCUUUUUUUUAAUCCCUAAUAAAGUAAAAUACGUGCCAGG
Molecule: messenger RNA, 5296 nt
Organism: Lemur catta (Ring-tailed lemur)
Lineage: Eukaryota; Metazoa; Chordata; Mammalia; Primates; Lemuridae
Gene: SNTB2
Product: syntrophin beta 2
Exons: 7
Coding region: 33-1655 (540 amino acids)
Cellular component (GO): synapse; dystrophin-associated glycoprotein complex; intracellular anatomical structure
Molecular function (GO): protein binding; structural molecule activity
Source: RefSeq, a predicted model, not a curated record